CACCUGCUAGCAAAAACGGACAAAAAGAUUGUCAGUGAAAACGAAAUAGAUAAGUAAAAGUGUUUUUUAAGGACAAAAGUGAUUUAGUGACAAUGGUAUCCGUUCAGACGAUCGCCACUAUCGUGGUGAAAGUUUUCAAAAUUGUGCUAAAUAUAAUCAUCGUAGUCCUCUACCGCACGGGAUACAAUGGGGAGUUCCUGGGAGUGGGAGGGACGUGGAACCUCAAUGAGGAGAAGAACCCCGAUGCUGAGAUCGUCGCCUCCGGAGUUAUCGUGGGCUACCUCAUCUACACUCUGGUGCAGGUCGUCACGUAUCUCUUUGGCACAACUGAACAUAAGAGGGCUCUAUCAGAAAUAGUGAUGAACUUCGUGGGCGUGUUCCUGUGGCUGGCCGUGGGCGCCGUGGCGCUGCACUACUGGGGCGGCUACCAGGGGGAGCACCAGUUCCAGUUCGUCUUUGCAGAAAAACAAGUCGGGUUAGCAGUUGGAGCCUUGUGCGUGAUCCAGGGCGCCGUCUACCUCCUCGACACAGCACUAUCCGUGAUACAUUUCUCCAAAGAGAUGUAACUUAAGCCUUAGUUAGCUCUAAGUUAAGUUCAAGUUAUGUUUCAGCUCUCAGUUGAAGACAUGAGAGGAAUAAACGAUAAUUAAUCGAUUAUUUUAUAAGUGACGAAAAUAUUUUGGGAAUUAUUAGUUAUAAUAAUUAAUUUCCGAAAUAUUGUUAUAGAUUUUGUGGUAUCAAAAA
Messenger RNA from Zerene cesonia (dogface butterfly), 744 nucleotides. RefSeq names its product protein snakeskin (gene Ssk). Gene Ontology annotation, biological process: septate junction assembly. The record is from RefSeq and is a predicted model, not a curated record. The transcript has 4 exons. Bases 93 to 566 code for a protein of 157 amino acids. Lineage: Eukaryota; Metazoa; Arthropoda; Insecta; Lepidoptera; Pieridae.